CCAACCACUUAGAGCUGCCAUUACAUGCUGAUUACCCCGCCAAAAACACAGCUCCAACCACCAGCGACAUUCGAUGAAUACGUAGUAGCUACGUGGACGGCCACCGCUGUGAGCGAUUAUAUUUACCCAGUACCCCCCCACCACCCCUCUGUUUACUUCCUCUUCGUCUUCUUGGUCCUUUACUCUCAUACAAAACUACUGAAAACUAUCAUAUUUCAACUCCUCACAGGCCUAUUCGUAAAGCGGCCAAAGUCACGAUAAUCAAUUGACGCAACACACUAAUCUCACACACACCCCACCACCGCAACAAUGGUCCACCUCACAGGCAUUCCCACCGACUCUUCCCUCCAGCCCAGCUCCGCCGUAGACGCCGCGGGCAAAGAGCCCGAGUCCGGCCCCGUCAAGCAUCUCAGUGACCGCCUGGCUAAAGUCGUGCUCAGCGCCCGCGAACAGAGCGCCCAGCAGGCCGGUGAACAGUUUAUGACGUCUGUGUAUGCGAGUCGGUAUGCGGCGCAGGAUUUGCCAAAACACGAGAUGCCGGAGGGCGGUAUGCCAAAGGAGGUUGCGUAUCGCAUGAUUAAGGAUGAAACGAGCUUGGAUGGGAAUCCGAUGCUGAACUUGGCGAGUUUUGUGACGACUUUCAUGGAAAAAGAAGUCGAGGACCUCAUGACCGAGUCCCUAGCUAAGAACUUCAUCGACUACGAAGAGUACCCCCGCACAGCCGAGAUCCAGAACCGUUGCGUAUCCAUGAUCGGUCGCCUCUUCAAUGCCCCCGUCCACGACGACGCAGCUUCAAUCGGUACCUCGACCGUCGGUUCCUCCGAGGCCGUCAUGUUGGCCACGCUGGCCAUGAAGAAGCGCUGGCAAAACAAGCGUAAGGCUGAGGGAAAGCCGUUCGAUAAGCCGAACAUGAUUAUGUCCUCAGCCGUGCAGGUCGUCUGGGAGAAGGCCAUGCGCUACUUCGAGGUCGAGGAGAAGUACGUGUACUGCACCAGGGAGAGAUACGUUCUUGAUCCUAAGGAGACUGUUGACUUGGUCGACGAGAACACCAUCGGAAUCUGCGUCAUCCUAGGCACCACCUACACCGGCCAAUACGAAGACGCCAAAGCCAUCAACGACCUCCUCGACGAGCGCGGUCUUGACACCCCCAUCAACAUCGACGCCGCCUCCGGCGGUUUCGUCGCCCCUUUCGUCGUCCCCGAGCUGGAAUGGGAUUUCCGCCUCUCCCACGUCGUCAGCAUCAACGUCUCCGGCCACAAGUACGGCCUCGUCUACCCCGGUGUCGGCUGGGUCAUCUGGCGUGACCCCGAGUUCCUCCCCAAGGAACUUGUCUUCAACGUCAACUACCUCGGCGCCGACCAGGCCUCUUUCACCCUCAACUUCUCCAAGGGCGCCUCCCAGAUCAUCGGCCAGUACUACCAGCUCAUCCGCCUCGGCAAGAACGGAUACCGCGCUAUCAUGCUCAACCUCACCCGCGUUGCGGACCUGCUCGCUGCCGCAGUCAAAGAUAUGGGAUUCCUGAUCAUGAGUGAUGGCGAGGGCCGUGGUCUGCCGCUCGUGGCGUUUCGUCUUGAUCCUGCCAAGGAGAAGAGGUACGAUGAGUUUGCGAUUGCGCACCAGUUGCGUGAGCGCGGCUGGAUCGUGCCGGCGUAUACGAUGGCGCCGCAUACGGAGGAGAUGAAGAUGCUGCGUGUGGUUAUCAGGGAGGACUUUAGCAGAAGCAGGUGCGAGCAGUUGAUCAGUGAUAUGAAGCUUAGUCUUGGGCUGUUGGAUGAGAUGGAUAAGAAAAUGUUGAAGGAGUACUCGGAUUAUAUUGGUCGCCAGAGGGCGCAUGCACAGAAGAAGCCGGAGGGACAGAGCCAGCAUGACGUGUAUAAGGAUGAGGAGCAUAGCUUGCAGGGGACGACGGGGAAAACCCAUGGAAUUUGUUAGAUGGUGGGCAAUGUGAGCUGGUAGGUAUUCGAAAAAGUUAGCUGGAACUGGAAUGAAUGAAUGGAAGAA
Messenger RNA from Pseudogymnoascus verrucosus, 2001 nucleotides. RefSeq lists its product as uncharacterized. The coding region runs from base 310 to 1932 and encodes 540 amino acids. The record is from RefSeq and is a predicted model, not a curated record. Gene Ontology annotation, cellular component: cytosol. Gene Ontology annotation, biological process: L-glutamate catabolic process. NCBI's taxonomy places the organism in Eukaryota, Fungi, Ascomycota, Leotiomycetes, Thelebolales, Thelebolaceae. Gene Ontology annotation, molecular function: glutamate decarboxylase activity; pyridoxal phosphate binding. The transcript is spliced from 4 exons.